AUGGAAAGCGAGGCCCACUUUACAUAUGGCCCGCCGCUGCAGGGUCGCAAUAUACGGCUCAUCCGGAUCAAGCUCGGUUCCGAGAAGACUACACUAGAGAUCAACCUGGUUGAAUGUAGGCUUGGGAGCGUGAAGUUUGAAGCCCUUUCAUACUGCAACAGUCAGUCGAUGUACGUUGGAACGAGUCUCCUAGACGCCUUUGGCGAGCUGGCUCGCCGCCGGUCGACUGAACUCGUCUGGGCUGAUGCGAUUUGUAUUAACCAGAAAGACGACCAAGAAAAGACUCACCAAGUCCGCAUGAUGCGCGACAUAUACAAGAAGGCGCAGAGGGUGAUUAUCUGGCUCGGAAAUGAACAGGCCGGCGAUGGGAGAGGAUUCGAGCUUGCGCAAAGCCUGUAUCAGAAAUGCGACGGCGAGAAUUACAACAUGUAUGCUACUACCUACGACUUCGAAUACUUUGACUGCGGAUCCAAAGGAGUUCCCACACCUUUGGGUGAUCCGGGUUGGACUGCACUGUUCGCCAUCCUCAGCCAUCCCUGGUUCAGUCGGAUAUGGGUUGUCCAGGAAUUGCUAGUGGCCCAAAGAUCCAUUAUGUGGCGAGGAGGCUUGGAUUUUGAUACCGACGUAAUUCUCUGGGUGACGAUGCAGAUCGCUCGCCAUAGAGAUCUCUACGAGUGCUUCGAUAUCUUCAUGGGCAGCCCGCCGUGCUCGGCCCUCAUGGCCCGCAACAUCGCAACAGGCUACCUCGAAUAUAAUAGUUUGGGACCGCUCUCUAUUUACGAUACGCUUUCGCGGUACAACGGCAUGGAAGCAACGGAUCUGCGGGACCGAUACUUUGCGCUUGCUGGUAUAUCGCUCCUCGACGCAGGCUUCGUAAACUAUGAGAAGUCGUAUCGCGACGUCGCUUGCCUGGUAGGCAAGAUGGCGCUGCUAGGUUUCCCCGAGUAUCUGGUCGAUCCAGAGGGCAUUGAAGUGUUGCGUUUCACGGAGAAGCCUGAAGCUCACAGGUUCCUUAUCGAGUGGCUGGCCUUUCACGCAAAUCCCCAGAACCACAAUCUCGGCCUCCCAUCGUGGAUUCCUGAUUUGGUAUCACCACACAGCCCCGGCUUUCUCAUGUCCGGAUUCUAUAACACCCUAUAUUUGCAGGGCCUCAAGGAGAUCCCAUCGCCGAAACUGCGACUGAUGAGACAAGGUGCCUACUUCGAGUCCCCCAGAUUUUCGCCGCCUCCGUGGAUUAUACCUGUACCCGACGUAAGGAGAAGUUCAAGC
This is a messenger RNA of Hyaloscypha bicolor E, 1269 nucleotides long. RefSeq lists its product as uncharacterized. Lineage: Eukaryota; Fungi; Ascomycota; Leotiomycetes; Helotiales; Hyaloscyphaceae. The record is from RefSeq and is a predicted model, not a curated record. The transcript has 2 exons. The annotation marks the transcript as partial.